Messenger RNA from Sorex araneus (European shrew), 1045 nucleotides. It is a transcript of the gene IFT27, whose product is annotated as intraflagellar transport 27. The transcript is spliced from 7 exons. Lineage: Eukaryota; Metazoa; Chordata; Mammalia; Eulipotyphla; Soricidae. Gene Ontology annotation, molecular function: GTPase activity; GTP binding. Gene Ontology annotation, cellular component: Golgi apparatus. The record is from RefSeq and is a predicted model, not a curated record. Bases 361 to 921 code for a protein of 186 amino acids.
CGGGGCUGUCAGGAGAUGGUGCCCGGGCGGCGCGUCUAGCGCGGUGCUUGGGGCUGCGGGGUUGCGGGGUCUCGGGGUCCCGUUUGCCGAUCCCCGCUGCCAGGGCUCGGGUUUCGGGGCUGGACCUGCGGCGGGGGCCGCGCCGCCACGCUUGUACUUCCCCGGGCUGCUUUCGGAGGCUCGGGGCCUCUGCCUCGCCACCCCAGCCCCUAGCGCCUCUGUGGACCCCCCAGCCCGCCCCAGGGGUCCCGGUGCCCACUCGUGAUAUCCCAGGCCCCCCUCUUGGCGGCCUCGGCAGGCCCGCCGACGGCCCCAGCCGCUGCCCCGGCCCUCUCGGGUCCGCCGGAGCGGCCGGUUACCAUGGUGAAGCUGGCAGCCAAAUGCAUCCUGGCAGGAGACCCCUCCGUGGGCAAGACGGCCCUGGCCCAGAUGUUCCGCACGGACGGGGCGCUCUUCCAGAAGAACUACACGCUGACCACGGGGGUGGAUUUGGUGGUGAAGACGGUGACGGUCCCAGACACGGCGGACAGUGUGGAAUUCUUCAUUUUCGACUCGGCCGGCAAGGAGCUGUUUUCUGAGAUGCUGGAUAAGUUGUGGGAGGCCCCCAACUUGCUGUGUCUGGUCUACGACGUGACCAACGAGCCGUCCUUCCAGAGCUGCGUCAAGUGGCUGGAGAAGGCUCGGGCGCACAGCCCCGGCGUCCCCCUCCCAGGUGUGCUGGUCGGAAAUAAGACAGACCUGGCCGGCCGGAGAACCGUGGACACGGUGCAGGCCCGGACCUGGGCGCUGGGCCAAGGCCUGGAGUAUUUUGAAACAUCCGUGAAGGAGAUGGAGAACUUCGAAGCCCCCUUCCGCUGUCUGGCCAAACAGUUCCUGCACCUGUACUGGGAGAAGGUGGAGGGCUUCUGGGCGCUGGUGUGAGGGGCUCGCCCCUCCCCCCAUGGACAGACCCGCCCGAGCACUGGAGCCUGAUGAGACUGAAUUAAAAGGAGGUGGAUUGGGCCCCGCUGCCCAGCUCUCGGCUGGGGGACUCACUUGCCCUGUU